This is a messenger RNA of Parnassius mnemosyne (clouded apollo), 1839 nucleotides long. Lineage: Eukaryota; Metazoa; Arthropoda; Insecta; Lepidoptera; Papilionidae. The record is from the annotation of a GenBank genome assembly.
AUGAAGAUCCCUGUUAGUAUUUCUUUAAGUACCUACUUAGCAUAUUGUAAACAAGAUGACAACUGUGAGCCUCAAAGAAAAUUAAAAUCUGAAAACUUUGAGUGGGAUGCGAAUCAUCCAAAAUCACUUUCGUCUAUUUGUGUUGAAAAAUUAAGUGAAAAUUGGGUUGGAUCUCCUAAGUUGGAUGAACUAAUUGCGAAGGAUCGUGAUGUAUUCCUGCAAAUUUUAAAUACCAAUGUGCCACUUCAAAUUCUGGUUGAUAAUAUAAAAAAUGAUGUAUUUUGGAAGAGAUGUUAUUAUUCUAAAUGGAAUGAUUCGCUGUUUACGGCUGAACAAAAACCAUGGAUCAAUCUAUUCAUGGAGCGUUUUUAUGCAGAUGUAUUGGAAAAAAUGAAUCCGAAGGAAUACGAUCCAGAGAAGGCAAAACAAUUGGUAAAGCUUUGUGGACCUUACGUUCAAUCGUUAAUAAUAAAAAGCUUAGUUCCAUCCGAUAUUCCCGUACAGAGGAUUACCUCUCCAGAAAUGGCCGAACUUUUAACAUGUCGGCGACAGAGUGAGCCGAAAACUACAAAAAAUAUUCAUCAGUUAAAUAGAGAUCAUAUAUCGUUACAUGCGGCUUUGGGUAGUUUAACUAAUUUGACAGAAUUACACAUUACUUACCAGCUUAGUUCCGUCGGCGAGAAUUAUAGAAGAGACCAAUUUCAGUUCAUUAAUAAUGAUGCAAAGAAUUUGGCGUCUGGCUUGGAGAAAUGUAAUCUUUUGAAAGUACUCAGAAUUACUAGAAGUGACAUGAAUUGUCAAAGGGUAAAAUAUAUUUUACGUGGACUAUCGGAUAACGUAAACCUAGAAACUUUAGACUUCAGUCACUGCAAAAUUGGCGACGAUGGUGUGUCGUUUGUAGCUAAAUUCAUAUCGAAACACGACAAACUCAGAAAUCUUAUUUUGGCAGACAAUAUGUUUGGACCCGAUGGAGGUGAAAACAUAGCACAUGUAUUAAAUCAUACAUGCUGUGGUCUGCGAACCUUAGAUUUGCGACUAAACAAUAAACUUGGUUCAGAUGGUAUCGCUCACAUAGCAGUUUCACUCGCACGGGGAUGCAAUCUAACCUCUUUAAAUAUAUCCGCCUGCGGAAUAAAACCUGGUCCGCUACAAAAGUCACCAGCUGGUGUUUGGUCUGCUUUAAAUGCUGAAAAUCAUCCAACCUGCGGCGAUAUCUUAGCAAGAGCAAUUGGUUUAGUGAAGACACCCCUUAGGUCUCUGGAUAUAAGCGUUAACAACAUUGGAUCGCCUAGUGAUAUAACGUUGUCUAACGCAAUUUGCCUGAGUUAUUUGAUAGAUAUAAAUUUAAAAAGAUCGGGGAUGAGCUCGAUGGCCAUGGCAAUAGCAGAAACUGCGGCUGCCGCUCAAAGACUCAGAAGAGAAGCAGAGAAAGGAAUAAGAUUCAGAAGAAGCGCUGGAAGAGUUGUGCAAGCAAGACGAGUUGCAAAGGGCAUGAAUAUAGAUGCAGAUCCGAUUCUUCUGGCUCAGCAAUUAUCUGCUCGACCAUCAAUCGUGUCUGUAACAUCAGAAGAAGGAACUUAUAGUAUUCAAACACAGCCUUUACCGACUGAUUUUGGAUUUGUGCCAGCAUUAAAGAGUCCUUUACCAUCUUCUCGCACUUCUUCAAUUACCGCAGUAUCAACCUCAAGAAGGUCAAGCCAUCAUGUCAUCUUGGAGCCAGUCAAAGAAGUACGUCGCACUGCUUUAGUUCGACGUCGAUCAGAUGGCUCGCUGUUGCAACAUCGUGACAUAAACUCCCAACGUCAUAUAAAAAUAUAUAUAUCAAAUGAAGACGAAUAA